Aspergillus fijiensis CBS 313.89 is the source of this 1599-nucleotide messenger RNA. RefSeq lists its product as uncharacterized. The coding region runs from base 1 to 1599 and encodes 532 amino acids. The transcript is spliced from 3 exons. The record is from RefSeq and is a predicted model, not a curated record. NCBI's taxonomy places the organism in Eukaryota, Fungi, Ascomycota, Eurotiomycetes, Eurotiales, Aspergillaceae.
AUGCCAGGAUCAGUAUUUGCCAAGUCAUGGGUUGAGUUUGCUCCUAUUGCCACCAUCAUCGGUUCGUCCAACGCGACGCCGUUGGUGUUAGGGGCAAAAGGACCUAGCGGCUUGGCCUGGGCGGGGAUGAGUGUGUUUGGAUCCCUGCAAGUCUUGAAGGCGUGUUCUGCAGCGGCAAUUCCUGACUGGCUCCGGCAAUCUAUCAAGUUGAGAGAUGAGUCUACCGACUCGGCUCUCGGAUUCAGACUGCUCCUCGAUUCGACGAUCGGCGAUGCGUCAGCUAGGCGGGAGCUGGGACCAACCGCCGUGGCAAUGGUCUAUGGAGCUGGAGAUCGCUGCCCACGCGAUGUCUACGCAUUGGAUGCGUACACUGAAAGUCUUUUACGCGAUGUGCCGGAAUGCAAGCAAGACAAGGCUCUGACAGUGUGUUCCUUCUCUGACACUCGUUGCUCGCACGAGCCCAGAGCCAAGGAAGAGCUCUUUUGGCUAGCUUUCUCCCUGGCCAAGCUCAGUGAGCUUGUUGUCUUGUGUUAUCUCAAUGCCCUGAGGCUUGGCCUUGCAAGUAUCGCGCCUUACACUGUCUUCUUUCUUCAUGCAGUCGUGUUACACUGGAGAGGCAGAAUCCGGGAGCACUGCGAGGACGCUCGGAGCCGCGGCCAUGUGCUGGACAUUAUCGCGGGAGACUUACCGACGGCCCGAAAAGCCGGCUUCGGUGGCCGCAGGGUCUAUCUAGGCAUCCCUCAGAACUUUCGACGCAGCACCGUGUGGAAGGUGGCAUGGAGCCUUGGCGCACUGGCGUACGCUUGCUCGCUGCCCUACGGCUAUUCCCUUCUGAAAAAGCAGAAGGAGAGCGUCAUCUGUAUCUGGACUGUGUUUCAAGUCGUAUGGGUUCUAUUGCGGCAUGCCUUCUCCCACUUCGCCAAGGGAGCGGAUAACCCCAGGUGCCAUCCGCCGAAUAAGGAAUCAUUGGACAAACUGACCAUUGAUGGACGCAAGAAAUUGUGGCACCUGGUAAUGGGUUUGGCGAGGUAUCAGAUCACCUUUCACCCACGCGGUAACUACUCGUACACGGAGGAGCUACAGAGUUAUAAUGUGGUUGUGAAAUCAGAUAUCCGACGGGCAUUGCCUUCCGAUUUCGAGAAUAGAUCAAGUAUCAUCAUUACCGGUAUUCUAGGUGAUACGCUGUUGGCAGCUGCAGCAUGGCUGAAGGGAUCGGAAAGUAACGCUAUGGAGCUCUAUGACUGCUGUGUGGUUUCCGUCAAGUACAAUGACGACACUAUUUCGAUCCCCGCAUGUCGGGUGUUGUUCAACACGUCGGGCAAGGGAGAAGACGUAGGAGACUACGAAGGCAAUCCAUCAGACAUCCAUCGACCGAAAGGAGGGCCAAAUGCUGGGCCAAAAACUGUUGAAUGGUGUUAUUGGUUCCCCCUCACCACUGAAUCUGAGUUCUCUGAACGAGAUUAUGCGCGACCUGGACUAAACUACCUCGCGCGUGUCAGUGUUGAUCAAUUGAUCAAUUGCCUCUGUGGUCAGACGCGCAAGAGAUACUAUGCUACGACAGCACUGUGCCAACCGCGAGCAAGAAUGGAUCUGAAUUAG